AUGGGGUCUUUCAAAGUCCCCAAGUUCCAGAAGCCUACGCGGGAAGCUCUGGGCUUGACCAACUAUGUCUCCUACGAGAGGUAUAAUCCGCAUGGUGCAGAUUCCACCGAUGCAAGAAAGUCCCUAUCACACCUGGACUACAGUCCGUUGCGACGAGUAACAUGGGCGUCCUUCUGGAUGGGCAUGCUCGUUUCUAUGGGUGGCUUUAUCUUCGGUUAUGAUACUGGUCAAAUUUCGGGGUUCCUGGCCAUGCCAGAUUUCCUGGAAAGAUUCGGCCAGCAUCACCAUGACGGCACUGCCUACUUCAGCAAUGUGAGAUCUGGUCUCAUUGUGGCCAUGCUUUCAAUCGGUACCUUGAUCGGUGCCUUGAUCGCAGCUCCAAUUGCAGAUCUCAUUGGCCGAAAACCCUCGGUCACCUUCUGGUGCUGCAUUUUCGCAGUCGGUAACAUCGUCAUGAUCUCAUCCGAACAUCACUGGUACCAGAUCAUGAUGGGUCGAUGGGUUGCAGGUCUGGGUGUUGGCUCCCUAUCUUUGCUUGUGCCCAUGUACAUGGCCGAGACUGCCCCGCGACACAUCCGUGGAGCUCUCAUCAGCACAUACCAGCUUUUCAUUACUUUCGGUAUCUUCUUGGCCUCAUGUAUCAACUUCGGCUGCUUCGAGCAUCAGAGAGGCAGCUCGGCAUCAUGGCGUAUUCCCAUGGGUCUCGCGUUUGUCUUCGCCUUUAUCCUCGGAGCGGGCAUCUUGAUCUUCCCUGAGACACCUCGGUUCCUUUACCGCAAAGGCAAGAAGGAAGAAGCCAAGCAGAUCAUGCUCAAGGUCUACGGUGCGCCGGCGAACCACUACAGCGUUUACGUCGAACUCGAAGAGAUCGAAGCCAAGCUCCGCGCCGAAACCAAGCAAGACGGCGUCGUCCAGGAAUGGGUCAACAUGUUCAGAGCACCGAAGAUGGCAUACCGUAUCCUCCUCGGUGUCGCCCUCCAAAUGUUCCAGCAACUGACUGGCGCCAACUACUUUUUCUACUACGGAACUGUCAUUUUCAAGGCCACAGGCAUCAACAACUCAUUUGUGACGCAAAUGAUCCUAAACGGGAUUAACUUCGGCACCACUUUUUAUGGAUUAUACAUUGUAGAACACUACGGACGUCGUCGUUCGUUGAUGGUCGGAUCAUUCUGGAUGUUCCUCAUGUUCAUGAUCUUCGCCAGUGUCGGCCACUUCUCUCUUGACCGUAACGACCCUCAGAGUACCGAGUCCAGUGGUACUGCUAUGAUUGUCAUGGCCUCGUUCUUCAUCUUCGGUUUCGCAACCACCUGGGGACCAAUGAUCUGGACAAUCUGUGGUGAACUCUACCCGUCCCGCUACCGUGCGAAAGGCAUGGCGCUGUCGACCGCCUCUAAUUGGCUGUGGAACUUCCUUCUCGCCUUCUUCACCCCAUUCAUCACCGGCGACAUUGACUUCCUGUACGGUUACGUCUUCGCCGGGUGCAACCUUUUGGGCCUGCUCUUGAUCUACUUCUUCGUCAUCGAGGGUCAAGGCCGGACUCUCGAGGAGAUCGACACCAUGUACCUCCUCGGCAUCAAGCCUUGGGAAAGCCGUAAAUGGGAAGCUCCUCCUCCGGAAGAGAUCGAGAAGAUCCGGAGAGAAGCCGGCGCCGAGAACAGUGUCGCCGAGGCGGGAGAGGUUCAACCAGCGACGAAUGGAGCUGGUCCUGCCGACCAGGCUCGCAACAGUGUCGAAGGCGAAAAGGAACUUGAGCACAGAGAGUAA
Messenger RNA from Exophiala spinifera, 1764 nucleotides. RefSeq lists its product as uncharacterized. The transcript is spliced from 7 exons. Bases 1 to 1764 code for a protein of 587 amino acids. Gene Ontology annotation, cellular component: plasma membrane. Gene Ontology annotation, biological process: carbohydrate transport; transmembrane transport. NCBI's taxonomy places the organism in Eukaryota, Fungi, Ascomycota, Eurotiomycetes, Chaetothyriales, Herpotrichiellaceae. The record is from RefSeq and is a predicted model, not a curated record. Gene Ontology annotation, molecular function: carbohydrate:proton symporter activity.